Colletotrichum gloeosporioides is the source of this 243-nucleotide messenger RNA. RefSeq lists its product as uncharacterized. The transcript has a single exon. NCBI's taxonomy places the organism in Eukaryota, Fungi, Ascomycota, Sordariomycetes, Glomerellales, Glomerellaceae. The coding region runs from base 1 to 243 and encodes 80 amino acids. The record is from RefSeq and is a predicted model, not a curated record.
AUGCACUGUAGCACUGAGAACAUUCACUGGCCUUCCGAUAGUCUUCGCCCUGUUCUUCUCAGCCACGGACUUGUCGGCCGUCGCCGCAUCUAUCACGCCCUCCCUCGAGUUGUUUUAUCAGGUCUACAACAGCAAGACAAUAGCCAUCGUACUUCAGAGCCUCGUCACGCUUUCGGCAGCGGUUGCCAUGAUUGGCUGCCACACUUGGCAGUCUCGCAUGGCGUGGGCGUUCAGCAAAGAUAG